AUGCCAAAGGAACCAGCUAUCACAAAACAGGCCAUAAAUUGUAGAUGCAAAAAUUUAUCCGAUAUCUUAACUGAAAAAGAGAGUACAAUCGCUCAGAAAGAUCAUACAAUUGCUCAAAAAGACAAUAUAAUUGAACAGAAAGACAAUAUAAUUGCUGAGAAAAACGAUAAAAUUGCUGAGCAAAAAAAGACGAUUGACUACGAUUAUAAACACUUCGUCAGCCCACCAACGCAAAGUGAUCUUCGUCCACAUGGAUUUCAUUAUCGAGAGGGGAAUAUAACCGGCAAUGAUAAUAACCAACCAACGCCAAAUGAUGUUCGUUCCUAUGAACAUCAUUAUUCAGAGGGUUCGACGAAUAUAAUCCCUCCAUACACUGCGGAUCUUGGACUUGUUCACAGUAGCAGCAGCAAUAACUUAAAUAAUAACCAACCAACGCCAAAUGAUCAUCCAAAUAAAUACAUUCAUUCAGUGCUGCCGAAGAUAAUGAAUAAUUUUGAACCUAUUCGCAGCAGCAAUAUAAUCGGUAAUGAAAUUCGUACACCACAAACCGUUACCCUUACAGACUUAGAAAUUGUUCACAGUGAUAACAACAACUAG
Molecule: messenger RNA, 597 nt
Organism: Ambispora leptoticha
Lineage: Eukaryota; Fungi; Glomeromycota; Glomeromycetes; Archaeosporales; Ambisporaceae
Source: the annotation of a GenBank genome assembly